UCUCCCUUCUCACUAGAAACCACUAGAAACCUCUCCCUUCUCACUAUAAAAAACCCUAGAAAAUCUGAUCAGAUUUUUUCACAUAUUCUCGUCGGAAUCUUGUCCGAUCGUUAACCUCUUGCCGGCGAUCGAAAGCUAGAAGGUAGGGGAAGGUCCGGGGGGACCUUCACCCCGGCAAAUGUCACAAGAGAAGGGCCCGAUGGCCUCAAAACCGCCGGAGUCUAACUCUGUCUCGCAUUCAUUAGGAGACAACCUGGACGCGCAACCACCAUCGGACUAUCUUGAUGACGCUGAGGUCGGAAGAAGGAUGGAAGAUGGCCACAGAGAGUCGAUUCAAUACGUUCGAUCGCAUCAUCAAGCAUCGGAAAGGGAGGUCAAAGCUAAGAUAGAGAAAUCUGCGAAGGAAGGAAACUCGAGCUCUAUUGCGAAUGAAGGGAACACGGAGAUAGCUUCUGGGAGUGAAAUUCCGACUGUGGGGGACGGAAAGGCACAAGGGAAAGGGCUAAAGAGCUCUGGGGAUCCAUCGACAUCAAAGAUGAAGGAAUCAGAGAACUUGGGAGCAAAACAAGUAGCAGGUAAACCUAACCCUCUACCUGUUCGAGAAAAUGCCUCUAAGGCCAGAGGUAACUUCAAUCCAGAAGUUGAAGCUUAUAGAAGAGCCUUGAAGACUUGGGCAAGUUGGAUCGAUGAACAUCUGAAACAGAAAAAGUUGGUUUUCUAUCGAGGGUACUCAUCUGCUCAUUUCAGGAACCCGAACGUGUUUAAGUUGCAGAGGAUAAUUAUUAUUCAUCAUCAAAAGAGAAGAGAAGAAGAAAGAACUCAAAUGCAGGUUCAAAUGCAAGCUCAAAUUGCAAGUUUGAUGGAAGAGUUGCGUCGCAAUGGCAUGUUAUCCAAUCCAAGCACUCAAGCUCAACAUUCGGCUAAUUCAAAUGAUGAAACCUUAGGAGAUGAUUUGAUUAUGUUUAUUAAUAUAUUUGGUACUGUUCUAAUGAUGUAACAUUAUACUACAACACUUUUGUUGUUGCUAUUCACUUUGAAUGCUUAUAGUAUAUUUUAU
Messenger RNA from Ipomoea nil (Japanese morning glory), 1057 nucleotides. RefSeq lists its product as uncharacterized. Bases 179 to 997 code for a protein of 272 amino acids. NCBI's taxonomy places the organism in Eukaryota, Viridiplantae, Streptophyta, Magnoliopsida, Solanales, Convolvulaceae. Gene Ontology annotation, molecular function: transferase activity. The record is from RefSeq and is a predicted model, not a curated record. The transcript is spliced from 3 exons.